UCUACUUUCACUUGCGUCUCUACACUUCACUCUUCGCAUUCUCCUUUCUUAUUGCCACCUCAUCUCACCGGAAAAACUCCCUCCCAUUCAUUACUCCACAUAUGAGCGUCACAUAACAUAUCCAUUUUUUUUUCUCUUAUUAAUUACUAAAGCAUUCAUUUAUUUAAUAUUCGAAUCCUAACUUAGACUUUACCCCUUCAAUUCACACUUGAUAUAUUUAUUUAUUUAUUUAUUUAUUUUUAUUUACUUAUAAUUAAUCUCUACGUAACCGUUUUCACGCGAGUUCCGUUUCGAUAACUUCCCGCUUCCGUUCCAGUAGUGAUCGUCCCUAGCAUGAAGCUUCACCUUAUCGCCGCCGCCGCCGCCGCCCGCCGCCACCACGUCACCUUCAACGAUUUCCCCGCACUGGUAUAAAUAUUCCACAUGCAUCCUUUCUGCUGCGUCUCCGCCAUUUCCGACCAGGCGUCGCCGGUGAAACCUUUUGCUGAUUUCGCCAUGCCGCCUCUCCCCGCCGCCGUGAGAUCCGAUUCGGUUCACCGGCACAGCCACAGCGGGAAUAGCGACUACGGAAGAGUGAGUCAGCGGGAGCAGCCGGUGGACGUGAAGAUCAACGACCUUGUUGGGAACGGAAUCUCCGGGAUACUGUAUAAGUGGGUUAAUUACGGCAAAGGAUGGAGGCCACGGUGGUUCGCGCUUCAAGACGGCGUGCUCUCCUACUACAAGAUUCACGGACCAGAUAAGAUCGUCGUGAAUCACGAAACCGAGAAGGGCUCCAAGGUUAUCGGCGAAGAAUCCAUGCGUAGAAUCAGUCGUAACCGCAAUUCUCAUCGCUACCAACACAGACGAAAGCCGUUUGGGGAAAUCCAUCUCAAAGUAUCGACGAUUCGCGAGAGCAAAUCGGAUGACAAGCGGUUUUCGGUUUUCACGGGAACGAAGAGGCUUCACUUGAGGGCGGAGACACGUGAUGAUCGUGUGGCGUGGAUGGAGGCGUUGCAGGCGGUGAAGGAUAUGUUCCCGCGGAUGUCGAACAGCGAGUUGAUGGCUCCGGUGGACAAUGUAACCGUCUCGACGGAGAAACUGAGACACCGGCUUUUGGAAGAAGGUGUGAGCGAGGAAGCCAUUCAGGACACUGAGCAAAUCAUGAGAAGUGAGUUUGCGGCGCUGCAAAACCAGCUACUGCUGCUUAAGCAGAAGCAGUCCAUUCUCAUUGACACGUUGCGGCAAUUAGAGACAGAAAAGGUUGAUCUGGAGAAUACAGUUGUUGAUGAGAGCCAAAGACAGUGGAAUGAUGAAGAGGCUUCCCCAAGAUUAGCGCAAGAAAAAUUUAGUGGAAGUGCAAGUGAAUCUGAGGAUGAUAACGAGAGAAAUGAUGCUGCAGAGGAAGAAACAGAUGAUGAUGACAAUGUCUUUUUUGAUACUCGUGAUAUUCUAUCGUCCAGUUCUUUUAAAAGUAACGGGUCUGAUUAUCGAGCAUCGUCUUUCUCUUCAGAUGAUGAAGGGUUCUAUGCAUUUGAAUCAGAGGAGGAUGUAGAUCCUUCGAUUAGAUACAUUGGAACCAAUUACCCUCAUGUUAAGCGGCGUAAGAAAUUGCCAGACCCUGUAGAAAAAGAGAAAGGUGUCAGUCUUUGGUCAAUGAUUAAGGAUAAUAUUGGGAAGGAUCUAACAAAAGUUUGCCUUCCUGUUUAUUUUAAUGAGCCUCUGUCAUCCCUGCAAAAGUGUUUUGAAGAGAUGGAAUAUUCAUAUCUGCUGGACCAAGCAUACGAAUGGGGAAGAAGGGGUAAUAGCCUCAUGAGGAUUCUCUAUGUUGCAGCUUUUGCUGUAUCUGGCUAUGCUUCAACUGAAGGAAGAAUUUGCAAACCAUUUAAUCCAUUACUUGGGGAAACAUAUGAGGCUAACUACCCAGACAAAGGCCUUCGUUUUUUCUCAGAGAAGGUCAGUCAUCACCCUAUGAUCGUUGCAUGUCACUGUGAGGGUACUGGUUGGAAAUUUUGGGGAGAUAGCAACCUAAAGAGCAAAUUUUGGGGUCGAUCAAUUCAGCUUGACCCUGUCGGUAUUUUGACUUUGGAAUUUGAUGAUGGAGAGGUUUUCCAGUGGAGCAAGGUUACUACAUCAAUAUACAAUCUCAUAUUAGGAAAGCUAUACUGUGAUCACUAUGGUACAAUGCGUAUACAGGGAAACCGAGAGUACUCAUGUAAACUGAAAUUCAAGGAACAAUCUAUAAUUGAUCGAAACCCUCACCAGGUUCACGGUAUCAUUCAAGAUAGGAACGGAAAAACUGUAUCAACUUUGUUUGGAAAAUGGGAUGAAAGCAUGCAUUAUGUUAAUGGAGACUGCACUGGGAAAGGGAAAGGUCAUGAAUCUCUGUCAGAAGCCCAUUUACUCUGGAAGCGAAGCAAGCCUCCCAAGUUUCCCACUAGAUAUAACUUCACUCGCUUCGCCAUCACAUUAAAUGAACUUUCUCCCGGAUUGAAGGAGAAGUUGCCACCUACAGAUUCCAGGUUAAGACCAGACCAAAGGUAUUUGGAAAAUGGAGAGUAUGACAUGGCAAAUUCAGAAAAGUUACGGCUAGAGCAGCGGCAGCGCCAGGCUAGGAAGAUGCAAGAAAGUGGUUGGAAACCUCGGUGGUUUGCUAAGGAUAAAGCGAGCGGGACAUACCGCUACAUAGGUGGGUAUUGGGAGGCCCGACAACAAGGAAAAUGGGACUCCUGCCCUGACAUCUUUGGUCAAAUUCCUUCGGAUCAUAUUUCAGACGAAGGUCAAAUUACAUUUUAGUUCUUCAAAUAUUUUUUCCUCCCAAUUUUUUACUGAUGGGUGUCCAAUAACUGCUAGUUCGCUGUUAUGGCACACACCCUGAAAUUCCUGUAAGCCAAUCAGAUGAAAAUAUGAGCGAGUAAUAAUGUAAUUCUUUUUCUUCCCAUUCCAAGUCUGAUUCGCAGAAUCCUUACUACUUGUGCAUUACGUAAUCGUCAUUAUUAUUAUAUUAUCAUAGCGACAGGAAAGCAUUAAAUAAUCGAAACAUAACACUACGUAGGGAAGCAAAUUGCAAAAGCAAGUUCUAUGACUCCAUAAACAUUGGAUACUUUAAAAGACCGACAAAGUGUUAGAUGGAACUUCUUCGAGAAGCAGUUAGAUGCUUCAGUAACUUGAUGCUUACGAGAAUUACGUAAGCCGUUGGCAGAACACAAAAUGAGACUACUGAUGACAUAUCUCCAUUGCUAAUGCUGGCUUCCAUCCUUGAUGUUCCAUAGCAACCAUAUGAUACGUUAACAUUUAUGCAUGGUACGUUAAAGCCGUUAGUUCAUCUUCAGAUGAAUGCAUGAUAUUUAAUUAGCAAAAUACAAUGUACGACGUUUAAGCCACCCGCUCGGCUUCUGGUGCUUCAAAGAAUGUGAUAUUGAAGAUUAUACUCUGGCAAAUAACCAACAAACAAAUGUGUUCCAUCAUCCGUGAACCAUGAAUGUUAUUUUGUGCGAUUGAAAUUGGUAGAUUGUAACUGUUUAUCAAUAACAGGCAAUAAUGGACGAUACCUAAUUUUAUGAAAGGAAAUACUACACAUAUGGGACCUAUUGUCUGG
Molecule: messenger RNA, 3574 nt
Organism: Abrus precatorius (Indian licorice)
Lineage: Eukaryota; Viridiplantae; Streptophyta; Magnoliopsida; Fabales; Fabaceae
Product: oxysterol-binding protein-related protein 1C-like
Exons: 10
Coding region: 424-2772 (782 amino acids)
Cellular component (GO): cytosol; membrane; intracellular membrane-bounded organelle
Molecular function (GO): sterol binding
Source: RefSeq, a predicted model, not a curated record